This is a messenger RNA of Trypanosoma conorhini, 1836 nucleotides long. Its product is annotated as phosphoacetylglucosamine mutase. The transcript has a single exon. Gene Ontology annotation, molecular function: phosphoacetylglucosamine mutase activity. The coding region runs from base 1 to 1836 and encodes 611 amino acids. The record is from RefSeq and is a predicted model, not a curated record. NCBI's taxonomy places the organism in Eukaryota, Euglenozoa, Kinetoplastea, Trypanosomatida, Trypanosomatidae. Gene Ontology annotation, biological process: carbohydrate metabolic process; UDP-N-acetylglucosamine biosynthetic process.
AUGCAUUUACAUCCAUCAUUUGCGCAGGCGGUGCAGGAAUGCGUCUCGAGGUAUCCGUUGCGCCAUGACCCGCGCACCGCGCCGCUGGCGUAUGGGACGGCCGGAUUUCGUACAGCAGGAGUUCUGUUGCCUCCUGUGGCGGCGCGUGUUACCUUUGUGGCGGUGCUGCGGGUGUGCUGGGCCGUUGGUAACCGCGCGGCGCCCGCUGGCUGUUCUGUCGGUUGCAUGGUGACAGCCUCGCACAACCCCGCCGCGGACAAUGGCUUGAAGCUUAUCGACGUGGAUGGUGGCAUGCUGGCGGUCCUCUGGGAGAAAGUCUGCACGGCGGCCGCCAACGCCGCCACCGCGGCGGAGCUUCUUGCCGUUUUGGAGGAAUGGGCGGUCGGCAGUAAUAUUGCCACGCCUGCCUCCAUGGAGGAGCUGAUGGUUCGUUGUCCCUUUUCUGUGGUGCACCUUGCACGUGACACGCGCUCGUCUGGGAGGGACGUUCUCGCCGCCGUACAUGCCUCGCUGCAGUCGCUGCACGUGCCCUGCAGGGACCACGGCCUCAUCGCAACGCCGCAGCUGCAUUACUUGGUGCUGCGCGCCAAUCGACCCGUGACGGUGGCGGAGGUCCCAAACGUUUCCGACUUUGGGCCCGCGCUCUACAGACAGGAGGUGCUUUCCUCUCUGGCGGCACUGUUGCACGCCCUGGCGACGUCGACGCCGAAUACGCGACGACGUCGCCAGAAAAUUGUGUUGGAUGCGGCAAAUGGCGUGGGCGCCGUUGCCGUCAAGGCUUUGCUUGCGACGGCGCAGCAGGUGCUUCCACAGAAUCCGUUGGAGGACUUUUUUGACGUCGUCGUGCUGCACGACGACUGGGAACACGAGGACGCCCUUAAUCAUAUGUGUGGCGCCGACUUUACGCAGCGCACCCGUUCUCCGUCGGAGGCGAUGAAGAGGUGGGCCGCGGCGCAUGCGCGGCAGCAGCUGCAGGAGGCUGCCGAGGAGCGGGAGGAGGUCCACUAUUACUCGCUCGACGGCGACGCCGACCGUGUCGUCGCGUUCCUGCACGACUGCAGUGGGGGGGACGAGGCGUGGCACUUGCUGGACGGCGACCGUGUGGCCAUUCUGUACGCCAUGCUGCUGCGGCGGUGUCUUGGGACGGCGGCGCUGCAGCUCCUCGACGUGGGGGUGGUGCAGACGGCCUACGCCAACGGGGCCUCGUCGGAGUACCUGCAGCACUGCCUUGGGCUUCGCGUGUACUCCACCGCCACGGGCGUGAAAAAUCUGCACCCCAUUGCCCACGCGCGUGACAUUGGCGUGUACUUUGAGGCCAACGGCCACGGCACGGUUUUGUUCAACACCGACGCCAUCGCAUCGAAGCUCGCGACACCGACGGAGCCGCACGCGCGUGCCUUGUUGCGGCACCUUCCGCUGCUUCUUUCGCAGGUGUGCGGGGACGGCAUCGCCGACGCGUUCGCCUGCGAGGUGGCGCUGUUGGCGCUGCAGAUGGACUUCGCCGCCUGGUAUCGCCUCUACGCGGACCUGCCCUCGCGCCAAACAAAGAUUACAGUGCCGAACCCAAAAGUAAUUACAACCACCCCCGACGAGCGGCGGGCAUUGACGCCGCCGGGGCUGCAGGAGGCGAUAGAUGCAGCGGUGACUGCCACAGCUUCGGCUGCGCAAUCGGUGGCGAGAGCGUUUGUGCGACCGAGCGGCACGGAAGCGCUGGUUCGCGUCUACGCUGAGGCGAGCAGUGCGGAGCAGUGCAAGCGGCUUAGCGAGGAGGUGGAGAGUCUCGUGCGGCGGUACUGUGGCGCACCGGCGAAUGGGGCGGCGGUGCAGGGAAAGUGA